This is a messenger RNA of Abrus precatorius (Indian licorice), 1343 nucleotides long. RefSeq lists its product as uncharacterized. The transcript has 9 exons. NCBI's taxonomy places the organism in Eukaryota, Viridiplantae, Streptophyta, Magnoliopsida, Fabales, Fabaceae. The record is from RefSeq and is a predicted model, not a curated record. The coding region runs from base 1 to 1329 and encodes 442 amino acids.
AUGGGUGGUGAUUCCACUCUUUCUCAUGAUGAAGAAGAUUAUUGCUUGGAGGAGAAUUUUCCCUUGCUUUCUUCGCAAUCCCCUUCUGCUCUCAGGGAUAAUCUGGAUUUGCAGCAUGAAGACAAUAGAGCAGAUGGGGAAAAUGGGUUAAUUUUUAGUGAAAUUCUUGAAGAAAGUACACAGCUUUCUUCUAAAUCUAAUGUUGAUUUUGAAGUCAAUGAAAGGAAAAGGUCCAGUAUCUACCAAGAAAUCCUGCAAAGUUAUGAUGAAUUGGAGAUUCGUAGUGAGGAUUUGAAAGAGGCAAAAGAAAACAUCUUGAGCUAUAAGCCUGGAGCAUGGAUUGAGAAGGUUGGUGGCUUAAAGUUAAGAGAUUAUGAUGUACCAAAGACAACAUGCCUCUUAUUGGUUGGUCCUAGUGGAUCUGGGAAAAGUAGUCUCAUAAAUAGGAUCUCUAAGGUGUUUGAGAAUGACAAAUUUGCGCCAGCUAGAGCACAAGAAUCAUAUAAUUCACUUACAGGGGAUGGAACAUACUUCCUCCAGGAGUAUAUGAUUCCAAGAGAUUCAAAUUCUAUCUGUCUGUAUGAUACACGUAGUUUGGCAGAUACCUCGCACCAGAAUGAGAAUAUUAAAAUGCUGAAGAGUUGGAUGACCAAAGGUGUUCACCAUGGAGAGCUUGUUGUCAGGAAAACUGACAAUCAGAAAUUGAGGAAAAGUUUGAAGGGUAAAGCUCACAAGAAAGGUUAUUUUUCCAGUAUGACCAGAAAAGUUAAUUUUGUAAUUUAUGUUGUUAAUGGUCUUUUGGUUCUGAAAGCAAUGGAGAAUACCAGUGCUUUGGAGACACAGUACAUUGAAACAAUUGUUUCUACUUUCAAUUGCCCAUUCCUGUCAUUCAAAGAUGACAAGCCUGUACUUGUUUUCACUCAUGGAGAUCUCCUUUCAUUCUCUGACCGUGCUCGUGUCCAUGCACAUUUGGGAAAGUUAUUGGGAAUUCCACCAACAAAGCAAAUUUUUGACAUCCCGGAUUGUGACUGUCCAGUGACUGAGUCUGCCAUAAUUGGAAUGUUACGAUAUAGUCUCGAGCAUGCUGACAGAAAUUUUCCUCAGAAAAACAAGGUUAUGGAUAAGGUUCAUAAAAUAUCUUUAUCACUAUGCAUGAUUUUGCUGAUUCUAGGAAUAGGAGUUGCUAUUGGCAUGACACAAAAUAAGUUCAUACACCAGCCUCAUGCCCCUCAACAGCAAGCUCGUGGUAGAAAAGUUCAUGCCACAAGUUCAAAGGUGAAAAUUAAGCAACCCAAAAUCGAGUGGCAUAAAAUUCGGCACAUAUGGUAGCUGUAAAUAGUGUU